Messenger RNA from Entamoeba invadens IP1, 2202 nucleotides. Its product is annotated as viral cathepsin, putative. Lineage: Eukaryota; Evosea; Mastigamoebida; Endamoebidae. The transcript is spliced from 2 exons. Gene Ontology annotation, molecular function: cysteine-type peptidase activity. Gene Ontology annotation, biological process: proteolysis. Bases 1 to 2202 code for a protein of 733 amino acids. The record is from RefSeq and is a predicted model, not a curated record.
AUGUUUAAAAAGUGGAUCCUCUUUGUGUCGGUUGUGUGUGUAAUCCAGGUCAUCGCUGAUAAAAAUUCUGAAAAUUUAACCGAUAAAACAAAAUGCGAUAAGUUCCAAAUAAAAGGUAAUGAUGUGCCUGAAAUUUCAAUGAGCUCUUCUGAAAACAUGAGUGUCACUUCGUCGGAGAAGGACGUUACAUCAAAUGAUACACCAACAUAUUCUUCUGAUUCUCUUACCGAUGAAAGUGUAUCAAGUUCCAACUCUACAUCAUUUUCUAAUGGGAGUGAAUCAGUUUCAAAUCACACAAGUGAAGACUCUUUUUCAAAUGAAAGCGAAAGUUCGUUGUCGAGUAAUUCAUCAGAUUAUAGCAAUGGUACAAUUCCUUCUGAAAGUAGUGAAUCUAAUUCCACAAACACAUCUUCGGAAAAUACUUUUUCGUCGUCAAGCAAUGACGACCCUUUUGAUUUAGACCUUCCCGACGAUGUUUUAUGGAACGACUUUCUUACUAUUUACAAUAAGACGUAUUCCUCACCAGAAGAAGAAAUACUUCGCAAUAAACAAUUUGCACGCUCUUUAAGUCUUUACCGUACUUACAAUUUAUUAAGAAAAACAGAAAACGCUGCUGUUUUUGGAGUUACACAGUACAGUGAUAUGUUACCAAACGAGCUCUUUUGCACAAACCCGAAAAUGCAAGUCCCAUCGACGAACCCAACGCCACUCCCUAUUCUUCCAAAAUUGAAAUCGUUUCCUCUCAACUUUUCACGGUGUGGAAAAUACACCCUGAAUAACGAAGGAAACACCAACAAAGAUAAUUACUGUACAGAUAAUACAUAUGUGGGAUGUGAUGGGUGCUACGUCUUUUCGGCAAUAGAGAUGGCGUCGAUUCUAUUUUACAAUAAAACAUCUCUGAGAAUUGAAGCAGAUCCUUUCCCAUUGUUCGACUGUGUUUGGAGUUCAAAUGGUUGUUGUGGUGGCGACCCCAAAGAAUUGUUACUCAACGGGAACCAAUACUUUUACACCGGAAAUGGGGAGUUUACGGAUACCAACGGAGUGUAUUCUCGAUGUAACCGAAGCACAUGUGUCACAGAGGGAAAAACCCCAUUCGGCAUUGUCAAGAACAUCAUCACCUUUGCGUCUACCGAUUCAUCAAAAGACUUGAAAACGAUAUUGUUGGUCUAUGGUCCCUUUAUUAGUACCAUUAGAGUUGAUGACGGCAUUCAGGGCUAUAAAGGCGGUGUUUUGUAUAUGAAUUGUAGCGACGAGACAUUACAAUUGGCUAAUGUAAUUGUUGUUGGGUAUGGGACUGAACCAUCUGGAGAGGAGUAUUUUAUUAUUCGAAAUUAUUGGGGAGACUGGGGGGAGGAAGGGUAUAUGAGGGUGUCAAUGACAAAUUUGUGUGGGGUUGGGCAACAAGCGACUGGAAAGGAAGCCACAAAUUACAUCAUUCAAGCCUAUUUCUGUGUUGCCGAUCCCUAUUGUUUGAAAUGUGAUACAACGACUGGGAAAUGCAUCGAGUGUGGACACUUUUCACUGUUGGACAAGAACGGGAUGUGCUCAACAGAAUGUCCAGAAGAUUGCCUGACUUGUGAUAAAGAGUUAACGAAGUGUUACACUUGUAAAAAUGGAGCUAUAUUAGAAGAUGACAAGUGUGUGUUCCAAUGUCCAGACAACUGUAAGACGUGUGAUAGAACAACAAUGUACUGCACAUCAUGUAAUGCGUUGUAUGAACUUCAUGAUCAUGGGUGCAGAUUUGCGUGUACCGAGUCGUGUAAAACGUGUAACUCAGAGCUGCAAAUCUGCCAAGAGUGUAAAGACAAUUCUGUGCUGCAAGGCUCCAUUUGUAUGGUCACGUGUCCCGAAGGGUGUAAAACGUGCGAUAGAAUCACACAAGUAUGCUACUCGUGCCAGCGAUUCUACAAACUCUCACAAACAAAGUGCGUUCCAACGUGUCGGGACAAGUGCACUGAAUGCAACGCGCUUGACACUGAGUGUGUGGCGUGUGAAUUUGCUUAUGUGCUCUACAACGGUUCUUGCUACUCGAAUUCAUGCAAAGGGAAUUGCCAGCUGUGCGAUCUCACGACUUAUGAAUGUGAGGUGUGCAAAGAGAAUUACUUUCCGUACAAAGGGAAGUGCUAUUUGAAGUCGGACACAGCAGUCCUUUCGCUGUACAUCAUCAUUGGUAUCUCCACUAUAUUGAUGAACUUUUUUUAA